Messenger RNA from Penaeus indicus, 7431 nucleotides. It is a transcript of the gene Graf, whose product is annotated as rho GTPase-activating protein 26-like. The coding region runs from base 103 to 3366 and encodes 1087 amino acids. The record is from RefSeq and is a predicted model, not a curated record. Gene Ontology annotation, cellular component: cytoplasm. Gene Ontology annotation, biological process: signal transduction. Gene Ontology annotation, molecular function: protein binding; GTPase activator activity. The transcript has 24 exons. Lineage: Eukaryota; Metazoa; Arthropoda; Malacostraca; Decapoda; Penaeidae.
AUCCGUUGGUGAGGGAAGGUGUACAUAUCACACGCUCCGGUAUUGUGAAGGUUCAGUGAUGGUGUAGUCUGUGGUCUUGUCGUGUGAUGUAACUUAAGCAGCAUGGGUCUGAUGCCACUUGAAUUUAAGGACUGCCUUACUGACAGUCCUUACUUUCGCGAGAAGCUCCACACCCACGAGAAGGAGCUGGACCAGACCAACGCUUCCAUCAAGGCGCUGAUCAAGGAAGUGAAGGAUUUGAUUCAGGCCGCAAGGAACUUAUCGAAGGCCAAGAGGAACCUGAGCAACAACCUGCAGCGCUUCAAGUUCGAAUGCAUCGGCAACAGUCAGACGGAUGACGAGAUCGUCAUCGGGGGAUCACUCAGGGAGUUCGCCAAGAUCAUCGACAUGGUGGAGGACGAGCGGGAGAGAAUGCUGGACCGGUCGUACGAGCAGAUCAUCGGGCCGCUGGAGAACUUCCGCAAGGAGGCCAUCGGCGGUGCCAAGGAGGGCCGGAAGAAGUUCGAGAAGCAGACGCAGAAGUUUUGCCAGUCGCAGGAGCGCUACCUCAACCUCUCCACCAAGAAGGACGACCAGGUGCUGCAGGAGGCUGAUGCAUCAGUGGAGAUGGAACAGCGGCACUUUGUGCACGCCUCACUUGACUACGUAUUUCUGCUGCAGGAGGUCCAGGAGAGGAAGAAGUUUGAGUUUGUGGAAACGUUAUUGAGUUACAUGUAUGGUUGGUUGACAUUCUAUCAUCAAGGCCACGAAGUGUUCAAUGACUGUAGCCCUUACAUGCGUGAUCUACAAGUUCGAGUACAAAGGACCCGAGAGAACUUCUUAGCAACCCGCCAAGAGUCAGUGUCCCUGAAGAACAAGAUGCUGGAGGUGCGUAAGACGAAAUCAAUGGAUCCAGGCAACAUGGACAAAAUGUACACUCGACAAGGAUAUCUCUUCCUGAUGGAGAAAAAUGACGUCAAACCUUCACCUGCAUCUUUUCCUUUGUUUGUUUUUCAAAAGGCAUUUGGGACGACCUGGACCAAGCACUAUUGCCUUUAUCAGAAGGAGAACCGUGUCUUCACAAUGAUCCCCUACAACCAGAUACAACACAAAAUUACUUCAACGGAGACCAUAGUACUCAAGUCUUGUGUCCGUCGAAUGUCAGACAGCAUAGAUAAGAGGUUCUGCUUUGACUUGACGGCGCAAGACAAGCCUGGUGUCCUGUACACUCUGCAGGCACUGUCAGAGGAGGAUCGCAAGCACUGGAUGGAUGCCAUGGAUGGGAAAGAGCCUAUGUAUGCGCACCCAAGUGGAGGUGUUGGAUCACAAGAAGAAACCUCCCUAGAUGAAGUUGGAUUGAAUUUCACUUCACGAGCAAUAGCAAUGCUUGAAAGUAGAGGGCUGGAGGAUCAAGGUUUGUACCGCUUGGUUGGCGUCUCCAGUAAAGUAUCAAAGCUUCUUGCACUGGGCCUGGACCGGCGAAAAUCAGAGAAGCUGAUGCUUGAUGACCCAGCUGAGUGGGAGGUGAAAACCAUCACCUCUGCCAUUAAGCAGUACUUCCGUAAUCUUCCGGAACCCCUCAUGACAUACAAGCUUCACAGUGCCUUCAUUGCUGCUGCAAAGCAAGAUCGGUUGUUUCAGCGUGUAAAUGAGAUCCACAGUUUGGUUCAUAAGCUGCCUAAGACAAAUUUCACUGUUCUGAAGACCCUCGUUCAGCAUUUAGUAAAUGUGUCCAGUAAGAGCGAAAAGAAUUUGAUGACUGUUAGUAAUCUUGGUGUGUGCUUUGGGCCAACUUUACUGCGACCAGAAGAGGAGACUGUAGCUGCCAUUAUGGAUAUUAAGUUCUGCAAUAUUGUUGUUGAAAUCCUCAUUGAGCACUAUGAUAAGAUAUUUAAUACUGUGCCGGAGCCUCUUGUGGACGUGAACAGAGUGACAGAGGGAAAGACCUCACCCAAAUCAUCUCCUCCUCCUUCAAAUAACCACACCAGUGCUUCCCAGUCUUCUUCACACACAUACUCAUCCUCUAGUGCUCCAAAACAUAUGCCAGUCUUACAGAAGGUUGUGACAUCCUUUACAACAAGUGAACCCCAGACAGUGCACUUUGGUGCACCAUCAAGUCUUCCCCCGCACCUCCAACGUUCAGAUGCGUCAUCCAACCUCAAGACUCAGACAACACCCUCUGGGGUUGGGUCAGGUCUCCACACACAUGUACCAAGUGUAUAUGCAAAUGUCCCACCUCCACCAUCUGCUACACAUCACUGGAGCAACUCACCUUCUUUGUCUAGUCUUAACUCUGGUAUGUUUUUCCAGAAGGUUGUGACAUCCUUUACAACAAGUGAACCCCAGACAGUGCACUUUGGUGCACCAUCAAGUCUUCCCCCGCACCUCCAACGUUCAGAUGCGUCAUCUAACCUCAAGACUCAGACAACACCUUCUGGGGUUGGGUCAGGUCUCCACACACAUGUACCAAGUGUAUAUGCAAAUGUCCCACCUCCACCAUCUGCUACACAUCACUGGAGCAACUCACCUUCUUUGUCUAGUCUUAACUCUGGCUUAAACUCAGGACUCAACUCACACAGUUCACUUGUUUCACUGAGUUCAGCUGUAGCAGCUUCCGUUGGCGUAGGAAGUAUGUAUGAUACUGGGCAGAAUAAUCGACCAGCGCGGCCUCCUGCUCCCACGAACGGUCAAGCCAGAGCACUGUCCUUCGUGAACCCUUUGUCUGAUCGGAGCGAUGGAGUUCAGAGUACCAGCAGCUCGAGCGAGUCCCUGUCAUCGCGGUCAUCCCGUGAGUUGACACAACCUCCCUCCAGCUCCCUCUCCUCCUCACCGCAGACAAGUAAGAGGUUUCCCCCCCAUGUCGUGGCUCCUCCCAAGCUGGGUGCUAAUGGCCCUCACCGAGAUCUCCGUGUGCAGCAGACAAACCAUUAUGCGUUUAACAACAGCACUUGGUAUGUACCACUUUCAGGUGCACGACUGGGGACAGCGUACCCGCCCACGUACCGGCAACACAUGGAAACUCUGUGCAAGAGACAAUCUCUGGAGUACCUCUACUCAUCUAUGAAUUCGAUCAGCGGGUCGCAGUCCACAUCAAGUCUUCUGGCCCCGACCAGCUCUUCUCCACCGCCUUCUGCUACUUCGAAUGGGACAGCCAGUUCUCCUCCAAGACGUGUGAGAACGCUGUAUGCAUGUGUAGGAGAAAAUGAGUCUGAGCUUUCCUUUGAGCCCAAUCAAAUCUUAUGCAAUGUUCGGCCAUCCCGAGAACCAGGCUGGCUAGAAGGAACCCUCAAUGGCCGCACUGGUCUUGUUCCUGAAAACUACGUAGAAGCAGUAGAUGAUAAACCUCCUCCUCCUCGACUUCUAGCCCAGAGAAACACAGAUGUGUAAAUCUAAGAGAAACAUUCAUAAUUUAGUAGAUAUGAAGUGGAUGUAUUAACUUAGGCUUCAUAUCUUUGAAACUGUAGUGUGUCUUAUGUUAUACCAGGGUGACAUAAUGCAUAUUGUUGACCAAUAAUAUGUGUGUAUGUGCGUAUGUGUGUGCAUAAGGUAAAAUGCUGUGCUUGCAGUGUUGUACUACCUGCAGGGAUAUAGCAUUGCCUUUCAGAGAAUAUACUUUUGGCCUUAGGUACUGCCAGAAUGAAAGCUCCUUAUCAUGAGCUACAGAAGGGAAUCUUAAGCCAUAUCCAGUUCUCAGACUGAUUGAUAUAUAUUUUUUUUUUAGUAUAGUACUAUCUCCCAACUCCAGGCAAGUGAGUUAUGUGCAGGGAAGGAUACAACAUGCAUCAGGAGUGUGCUGUGACAGGAUGUGCUUAUUCAAAUGGACAUGGAAUCUAUAAAAAUGGAAAGGUUACAUUGUCAUUUUGAAAGCGGGAGAAUGUAGCUCCCUUAUUUAGCAUGUUCAGUUGUCACAACUCAUUACUGGAGUACCAAUAUAUAUAUCAUUUAUGGUUAUGUCUAGAGCCAAAAGGAAUGUUGAACUUAUAUUUAAAGAAAAAACAAAACAAAAAUAUGGUGAUGUUUGUGGAGGGAGCCUGAGGAGCACAUCCAUGUAUCAGUGAUGACCUAGUCUGAACCAAACCUACUUGGAGAAUGUAUAUUUAACAUAUUUUAUAUAUCACCUCUUUGUACAUUUGAAUUAUUUGUAAAUAUUGUUUCAUUUUAAUAGAAACAGUAUAUGAACAUAUUUUUUUUCUUCUGUCUACAAGAAAGAUUUUGUUUUCUUUUGUCUGUUUCAGGUUUUUAUAUCUUUGUUAAACAAAUAUUGUUUCUUAAAACCUGUGCUGUAUCAUAAAAAGACAAACAUAGAUUAGUUUAGUAUUCAUUCAGAUUUUUUCUGAUUUUACCUGCCAUGCAUGAUUCUUUUGUUUCUAAACAGUUCAGUAAUGAUAGUGCAUAUAUAGGUAAUGAUCAAUAAGACUAGGAUUUGUAAGCAGCUAGUCAAGUGCAGUUCAAUUUUUGAAAACAGACAGGGAUAUCAAAGCAAAAUGAGUUUACAGAACUUGUAUUGGGGCUUGAAACUAAAUUAAUUUCUUGAUGUCCAAUAUUAAAAUCAGCCAAAUGCGAUAGAAUUCUCUUUCCAUAUACACACCCCUCAUCAAAAGAAAAAAAAAAUCCUUUGAAAGCAGUGCCUUUUUGCAUAGUAUCCUUCAAAGGUUUGCCAUCCAAAUAUAUUGAUGAUUUAUUAUGCAUUAAAUACAUGGAAAUAAUCAGAAAGGACUGAUGGCAGCAUUAAGAUGGAAAAAGAUUGAAACCCAAUAGGUACAAAAUAUUUUGCUUGCAUUCAGGUCAUCAACUCAUUUCUGGUUAAGCGUUGAAAGGAUAACUCCUUUUCUGCCAAAUCUUCUACUUUGACAAGAAAAUAAAGAAAUUGAAGUCAAACAUAAUCAAUAGAAUAAGACUGAUGAAUUUAGAAUCAAAAAUUAGAUGGUGUUGGUGCUUAACUGACAAGUAUCAACAUCAGAACGGUGGAAUACACAGUGUAAAUAAAAGAUUAUUCAGUCCGUCCCCUUUUAUUUAUUCUCCAACUGCAUAAUUUAGAAAUUACAAAUGAAAUGAUUUUACACAAAUUCAGUACUUCCAUAUACAGAGUCCUUUUGUGGCUUUGUCACUGGUGGCUGUGUAAAUUUCAUGAACUUUCCAAAAGAGUAAACAGGGGAGGAAUCAUCACUGCAUUUAUGGAAGUUUUGGAUGCGGCAUAAUAUUGAGUUUCAUAGUUACUGUUUCAAGGACAUCAGGAUAUACUUAGCUUUGAGCCCCAACAGGCUAUUGAUCUUUACAUGUUAUCUACCUUGUCCACAUAAAAAUAUAAUCUUUCCGUAGAUCCGCAAUGUCCUUGAUUGUUAAACAAAUCUUGGAAGUGCCUCGUUUGUACAUGGAAAAUGGAGAAGUAAAACUAUGUGACCUAUAAAUCCGCCAGUUUCCAAUCGAGAUUCUUUUCUUUUUCGUUUAGAGACCACAAUAACAUGCUCUAUGAUAACCUUAGAUUUAGAUAGCCACAGCAUACUGUUUGCUCCUGUGAUCAUAAUAUGCAAUGGUGAUACUAUUGAAAUGAAUUCAGCAUUAGUAGAGAUUUGUAUUUUUCAUUUUGUAUUCUGUGACCAGUGGAGAUAUUGAAAAGCAUAAUAAUGGUAGUGGAUAGAAGGGGCAGAUCAUAUUUUGUUGCUGUUUACAGUCUGAGGUGUAUUUGCAAUGUCAGUUACUUUUCUAGUAUUAUAAUAAUAAUUAUUAUUAUCUUAUUGUUAUUAUUUUUAUUUUUUAUUUAAGGAAAAUUGGAUGUUUUGUGUAACAAUUGGGAACAUUCUUUUUACUGGAUUUGGAGGAAGGAAAAGAGGAAUGAAGAAAAGUCUUUUGUUCUAGAUUGUGUGGAAUGGUGAGAUGAAGUUUAGUUUUUUGCAUUUUACAUAUAAUAUAUAUCCAAAACCAGCUUGUGUCAUUUAUAGCUAAUUCAAAAAUACUUAAGGCUAACUAGUUUUCUUUUCCACUGCUUGCUUAAGAAAAAGUACAAGACAAAAUUGAAGAAGAAAGCAUUGCAAUUGUAUCUGCUACCCUUUUCAUUCAGAGCUUUUCACCCAUUUUUAAGUUGUGCAAUGCUACCAUCUUCAUCAGCUUCUGGAAGCAUAUACACAUGGAAAAAAUGUAUUACCUUUACUGCUGAGAGGAAGACUUACCCAUAAAAGUCCUUUAUUACAUGAGCAGUUUGUGGUAGCAGUAUCAUCAAUGACAUAAAGUGGAAGGCUGGUAUGAACUAUGCAAAGUAUACAAACUGCUUAUCAUAAUGCACCCGACUUUACAAGUGCAAAUGUCAGAUUUUAGAUUAACCUUUGCAAUCUAGGAAAAAAUCUCAUGUGAAGUAGGGAUAAGGUGUAGAGGCUGCUGUUGAUCAUAUUAUUAAGUUCAGUAUAUUAUGACAUGUAUUUUCCUUUAUAUCUUUAGGUCAGUGCCAUUCAUGUAUCAUUUUUUCUUUUGUUGAAAUUUGUAAUCUAGUGUGAUACUGUCCUGGUCUUUUCUGAAUGUGUUAUAUGCACAAUAAUUUACAUUUCAUCAUAUAUUUCUCAUUAAAUACUAAAGAUAUUUUGAAAAGUUUAUGCUUCACAUACAUAGUUUUGUUUUCUUGAUAUUCAGUCUUUACCAAGUAAUGCAUUAUAUGAAGGUAUGCUGCAAAUUUUAUGGAAGUGUAAAUGAGAAUGAAAAUUCUGUUCUAAGUUGGAAGCUUGAAGGAUUGUAUAUUAUACAUUCAACAAUAAUGUUGCUCAAAAAGGAAGAAAAAAGAAAACACAUUAUUACAUAGAUACUUUAUUUUGAUGCAGUCUAAUAUUUGAAUACACAUUCCAUAACCAUGUUCCUACAAAUAUGCUAAUCAAAAUAUGGUAUACAAAUUCAAUGUAUUUUGAUUUUGGAUGUAAAGAUUUUGGUCAAAUGUAAAUAUGAUUAUGGUCUUUAAAAGGUGCAUUAUGUCAAUGCAGAUUCAUUCAUUCUUUAAACAAUAUUACCAACCCAGAGCACCUUUCAGUUAGAAGUCAGGUAAUGUGGAAGAAAUCUUUAAGACAUGUUAGACAAGCAAUAACAAACUUGUUAUUUAAAGGUAAGCCAUACAUUCAAGUAAUGGGUAUUGUUAAAAGUUCAUUAGAUUCUGAGAGAAAAAAAAUCGCCUCAGUAUUAAACUUAUUGAUAUAGUUUUAAAUGAGUUAAGAAUGAAACAGCAUAUAAGUUACUGUUAAUGAAGAUUAUGUGUAAGUAGAGACUUCUUCACCAUAGUAAUGAUAUGGAAAGUUCUGGCAUCAGUUAGUGAUGCUUGUCAGUAUAUAAAAAGAUUUCAAGGUCUGUUUGAUUGUAAAUAAAAUGUUAGUUCAACUGUACACUGACAUGCACCAUGAUAUGUAUAUAAUAGAUUUACUGAUAAUGACGCAUACAUGAUACUAUUUUAAAAUAAAUGUCCAAGAGGAAUAUAUGCAA